Eupeodes corollae is the source of this 1841-nucleotide messenger RNA. RefSeq names its product modifier of mdg4. The transcript has 6 exons. The record is from RefSeq and is a predicted model, not a curated record. Bases 205 to 1392 code for a protein of 395 amino acids. Lineage: Eukaryota; Metazoa; Arthropoda; Insecta; Diptera; Syrphidae. Gene Ontology annotation, cellular component: nucleus. Gene Ontology annotation, molecular function: protein binding. Gene Ontology annotation, biological process: regulation of transcription by RNA polymerase II.
AGAAAUUUGUUUGACAUAAAAAGCGUACCGAAGCAAGUCGAAGAAAAAAUUUUCUUCAAAUUUAUUAUUGAUUUGUUUGAUACUUUUUCAACAAAUAUUCAAUUUAAAGACCACCAAAAAUAAAAGCUAACAAAACACGUUCAUUAUAGUAAAUAUUUGUGCUAGAUUCUGUUAAGAAGAAAAUAUUAAAGCGCCAACUAAGAAAUGGCCACAUCGCAGCAAUAUUCCCUGCGUUGGAAUAACUAUUUGCGGCAUAUCACUUACGCCUUUGAUUCCCUGCGAUUAAACGAUGAUUUUGUUGAUGUUACACUGUGUUGUGAUGGACAGAAGAUCAAGGCGCAUAAGGUGCUUCUAUCGGCGUGCAGUGGAUACUUCAAGGAAAUAUUCAAAGAGAAUCCUCACCCGCAUCCAGUGAUAAUAUUCAAGUUUAUUAAGUUUGAGGACUUGAAUUCGAUCAUCGAGUUUAUGUAUCAGGGCGAAGUAAACGUCCAUCAAGAAGCUCUGCAAUCAUUUCUUCAAACAGCUGAAUUACUUGCUGUGCAAGGGUUAACAUCAGAAGAUAAAGAAAAAAAAGAAACCCCCCGAACUCUUACCGAGGAACAAAUCAUUAAAACAAUACCAAGUACAAUACGUGCGGUAACAGAAAACGUUACACAAUCGUCGCAAACAAUUGAAAUACCAGCAAUUAUAACCCAACACACUGCUCAGCAGACACAACAACAACAACAUACGCAGCCACAGACAACGCAACAACAGCAACAAACAACAACUGUCAUGAAAAAGCGUAAAAUAACCUUUUCCGAUGAUGAUGAACAUAUCUACACUACAGAGACCGUGGAAUACAAAGAGGAACCUAAUAUUGUUAAAACAACUGAAAUUAAUUUCCUUCCGGCUACUGUAAAAAUGGACAUACCUGAGUACAUUGACGUCUCUGAUACAAAUCAAUUGCAUGAUUCUGUAACACAAUCUCAUCAGGCUUCUCAAGAAUCAAGUGGCCAAAAUGUAACGCAGUACACAUCAGAAUACGAAAUCUUAACGGAAUCAGAAAUCGAGGAAUCAAAGUAUCAAACAGAAUCGGGAGAUAAUACUGAAAUAACAAUUGAAAUGGGCCGAUUAAUAUCGCAGCCAGAAUGCACAGACAGUGGUGGAAAGGAUGAAAAGGGAAAUGCCAUAGGACAAGAUUUGCCAAAUAAUAAAUGGACUGAAUGUCAAUUUUGCAAAAUGAUUAUAACAACCGUAAAUCUUUGGAGACAUAUUCGAACUCAGCAUACACCGCAACCACCUCGCAAGUGCGAUCAGUGCCAAAAGAACUUCAAAAACAAAUAUAGUUUGCGCGAGCACAUACGAAUAUCACAUGAGCAAAAGACCUCGAAUCGUCACGAAAGUCCAUAGGUACCAAAUGAAGUAUCACAACCAGCCACCUGCGUCCAAACAAUUUAAAAAAGAAAAAAAAAAAACUCUAAAUACACACUUUCGAUAGUAAUUAAAGAAAAUGUGUUUAAAUAGAAAAUAAUAUUGUAAUUAAAUUUAAUAUUUUACGAUCUUUAUAAAUGUUAUACUAUAAGUUUGAUUUAAAGCCCAGCUUGUAAGCAAUGACAAAUUUUCCGGCAUUGGUAGUUUUUAAUUUUCCCUUUUUAUAAAUAAAAAAUGAAUUCAGUAUAGUUUUAGAAUUAUUCCGCCAUGAAAACCUAACCCCCAGCAUAAUGCUAAAGAAAUCUUAAAAUUAACUACAUAUAUAAAAAAGAUUUCGAUGCAAAUAAAUGCGUGGAGUUUGUACUUGUUAAAAAUCAGCUGGAAUAUUUAUUUUAAACACUAGUUUAAAUAAAAUUAAAGAAAAAUGA